AACCAGCAAAGAGAGUACCUGGUCGCAUCGAACUCGGCACGGCAUACGCGCCUCACUGGUUAGCAUAUCUGCCACAAAUCCACAUUCGUGGUCGCUCAGGCCUUCUGUUGCUUCUGCUAGCGCAACACAGUCGAAAUCCAUCGCUGUGCCACAUAAAACACAUCAGGGUCAGCUGCUGCCACCACAAUGCGCCGCCCAACAACCUACGAGCAGACGCUCGAACGCCUCAAGACCCAAGGCACGCGCGAGCAAGAAUGCUUCUCGCGCGCCGUCACGGCGCUACGCGGCAAGGGCACCGCUGCUGAAUUCUCGGCCACGAUCACCGAUGCGCGCGCAGCGAUCGACAAGCUCGUGCAGGACCCGGAGCUGUUUACGUCGCGCCGCGCGGCCGUCGCCGGCGACGCGACGAGCCUGAUGGCGGCGUUAGGUUAUGCUCCCCUCGAGGGGCUGCCGGGCCGCUACGAGUUCCGUACCGCGACCACCCCGGUAGUGCUGCGGCGCCUGGCGCUCGCGUCUGCGUCCCUCGAGGCCGCUUUGCGCGAGGAGCCGACGCGCCGCGCCGCCCAGCGCUUCGACCACUUGCCACCCGAGCCGGCGUUGGGAGCCUCGGGGACCACGACCCUGACGCUGCUCUCCGGCUCGACGGCGCCGCAGCGCAGACGCUACGAUGCCGACGACGUACUCGAAAAGGUCAUGGGGUGGUUACGGGCCGCUUCCGAGCGAAACGUCGGCGUUGAGGACCUAACGUUGGUCCACCCGCGGCGCGAGCUCACGCCGGAUGAUUUGAAGCGGACGUUGCAAGGGCUCGGCCUCUGGCCCUCGGCGACGCUCAAGCUCAAAGGCGACGAGCCUCCACCGCCGCCGCCGCGCCCGUCGAACAAGCCCAAGCCGUCGGACAUCUUCAAGAAAAUCAAGAUGGCGCGCAAACGCGCGGAGCGCGAGGAGCGCUACCGGUCGGCGCCGGCGCCGGCUUGAGUCUUGUCUAAGCAUGUGUACUAGUA
This is a messenger RNA of Pelagomonas calceolata, 1001 nucleotides long. NCBI's taxonomy places the organism in Eukaryota, Pelagophyceae, Pelagomonadales, Pelagomonadaceae. The record is from the annotation of a GenBank genome assembly.